CUGUAGCAGUAAACACGCGAGUCUGCCAAAAUUCGUCAACAUAACUCGCAAAAAUUCUUCUCAACAUUCGGUGCCUUGUACAAAAUUCGAAUAUUCUCUGAUAAUUAUUCACAGAAUGCCGAUUCUAGCCGAGCUUGCCGGAGAUGAAAACAGCGGAGAGCACUCGCGCACGUUUGUUUUCGAAGACGAAGGCCACACGCUGGGCAAUGUGCUCAAGAGCAUCAUCUGUAAAUAUCCGGACGUAAACUUCUGUGGCUACACCGUUCCCCAUCCGGCGGAAAACAAGAUGCACUUCCGGAUCCAGGCUGCCAGAAACGUCCGAGCCAUUGAUAUACUGAAGCGCGGCCUGGAGGAUUUGGAACGGGUGUGCGACCACACGAUCGAGACGUUCGAAGGGGCCGUGGCGGCGCAUCAGCACAGUAACUAGGAUUAUGAAUUUUGUUUAGUUAAGAUUGUUAAGAUAGAUAGUUCAACAGGAGAAUUGAGAUGGAUACAUGGUUCAAAUGUAAA
Messenger RNA from Aedes aegypti (yellow fever mosquito), 510 nucleotides. It is a transcript of the gene l(2)37Cg, whose product is annotated as probable DNA-directed RNA polymerases I and III subunit RPAC2. Gene Ontology annotation, cellular component: RNA polymerase I complex; RNA polymerase III complex. Gene Ontology annotation, molecular function: DNA-directed RNA polymerase activity; protein dimerization activity; DNA binding. The transcript is spliced from 3 exons. The record is from RefSeq and is a predicted model, not a curated record. Lineage: Eukaryota; Metazoa; Arthropoda; Insecta; Diptera; Culicidae. Gene Ontology annotation, biological process: DNA-templated transcription. The coding region runs from base 116 to 427 and encodes 103 amino acids.